ACACACACACACACACACACACACACACACACACACACACACACACACACACACACACACACACACACACACACACACACACACACACUUACAUGUUACAGUGAAUAUUUUCGUAUCCCGCUGAGUUUAAUCCCAUUUGUUAAGAGGGUGACUUGGUUUGUUUAAAAGGAGCGAAUACACAACCACAGCUAGUGAACACAUCUUUGUUUUCCAGAGUCAAUAAAGAACAUCUCAGUGAGAAAGGAACCAAAUGUUCAAGCAAAUGUUUCCCUGCAGGAGAGGGUGAUGGUUAAGAGGCAUGGCAACCUUUUGGCUCUGGUAUUCGGCUGCUCAGCAGACAAAUGUCUGUCUGUUUUACGCCUCCAGUGUUUUUCUGGCUCUGCCCCAGGUGAAAAUCCCCUUCACAUCAUUAGAUUAUCUUAAAAUCUGGUCACUGUGGACUCGGUAUGGUUUAACAGGAUUCAUGUGAUGAGCUUUUGUCCGAGAGUUUUGGCCGUCGUACCUCUGCCACAUGGUUAUGUGAGCGGCUCCCACUUGUCUGUCACUGGGAGGUCAGGCGUGGUGUGUGUGUGUGUGUGUGUGUGUGUGUCAGCUCCAGGACAGGACCCAACACUAUUUCCCGUCUGUCUUACAGUAAAAGUGGGCUUCAUUCUUUGUGGUGUUUGAGAAGGAAACAGCCGUCUGUGCUGCUGGCUUCUGCCCAUCUGCUUGUUUGUGAGCAGAGCUUUGAGACAGCUGCUCUCACUAACCGACAGAUAAAUGUUUCCUUUUCAAAGAAGCAACGCUAGCAGAAGCGGGCACAGGAAUAGGAAUGCAGCCCUUCAGGCCUUCCGUGAGCAGAAUUGAGUCUUUUUAAGAUUUAAACGACUGGCGAGGAGACAGGAGUCGGGGAUAGUCUCCCCCCUCUCUGAGUCACGUGAUCCCUCCCGAACUUAUCCACUUCUGAUUCACUAAAUAUGAAACUCCCUCCAAACCUCAAGACCACAGAUGGCUGCAAGGUCAGACAGAUUGAAACAUCCAUGUUUUGUUCCUGAAUCUGAGCUGCAGAUAACCAGCAGUCUGUCUUCAUUAGGUAAGGGCGUAGCUGGGAGACGGAAUUGUUAAGUUCCCAGAAUUACGUCACAUGGAGGUGAAAGGACACCUGAUCACAUCCAUGGGUUUGGGGACUCCUGAUGUUCAAGGCUGCCAGGACAGCAAGCUGCAGGCUGAGCGGAUCGCAGCUCUGCAGCAGAGGAAGCAGGCCCUGGAGGCUCUCCUCAGUGCAAGAGUGGGAGAGCUCAAACAAGUCUGUUUGCAGGAAGCAGAACUGACUGGGAAGCUGCCAUGUGCUUUUCCUCUGGAGACGGGCGAGAAAGCCCCGCUGGUGCAGCGCAGAGCUGGCCUGGCGCCGAGCACCAAGGCAGAGGAUGACUCUGUGCAGAGGAAGCAGAUGAAAGCAAUCUUCACCGGCGCUUUGUGCCGAAACUCAGAAUCAGACCGAAAUGGACCAAAUAGCAAGAGGACAGUCCACCGGGGGUGCCAUACAGAGGACACUGUGAUGUCAGAAAGCACCAGCUCGAUGUCAGACUCAACAUCCCAUGAUAACGACUCUUCCCCCAGCGUAGCUGCUGAUCAGCGCUCUCUGUCCCAGCCCCGACUCACAGUGGGCAGCCCCGACCACAGGAUCAGCAGGAAGCUCUCUCCUGUUGAGAUCUACUACGAGAUGAGGACACGCCGCAACUCCAUCACAAGCUCUGUCAGCCCGUCUCACUCCUUACCCAGAAGUGCUUCUAAUGUUGAAGGCAGGAGCGUUCCAGCCACUCCCAUGUUGGCCCGAACGGCUCCGAUCAGCGUUCACGUCCGGUCAGACACAUCGAGUGGUAACGGGUUGAAGCAGUGGUCCGGCAGCCUGGAUGUUCCAUAUAUGAUCCCACUGGCUCAGGAGGGCUCCUCUUCUGACCGACGAAGCUGUUCCUACGGCUCCAGAGCAAGACGUAGCAACAGCUCAGAGGCCCUCUUGGACAGAUCCAGCCUCCCUGAUGAUCCUGGACCCAGAAAUGGUAUGCCUCAGAGAGGAGGGCCCUACAAGAGCUCGGAGACACUGACUGAUGGCAAAUUAAGACAUAUUCACUUGGACGGCCUGGAGAAACAUGUGGACAGUUCUGUGGAGCAGGUAAAAAUGCGUCUGUCCAUGGGGGGCAGAGCACCUAGCGGAGGCUACAAUGAGCUACUGAUGGAUUAUAUCUGGGGUAAACAGCAGAGGAUGCAAGUGCAGCACCAUCUGUAUCAGUCCACAGGCAGAAUCUGGCAGGACGCGUCCUCUCCUCGCUCCUCCACAGCAGCAGUGCCACCAAAUGCCAAUGGGUUUUCUCACUCCCAAGUGCAUCUGCCCAGUGCUGCAACUCCCUACAGCCCCAUGGUCCUUAGAGGGACCCAAGCAGAACUACGGAGGGUCAAAGUCACCCGGACAAAAUCCUGUGGGCCGUUCAUCCCUUUGCAACAACAAUCUCAAGAUGGCAUCCUGCUGUCAGCAUACGAGUCCCCCCUACCUGCCACCAGCACCACCUCCUCCAUCCCCAACCUGCAUCCGUAUCAGGCUGAGCUCUUGGUUCCCCCCUUCAACCGUAGACCCCCACAGUUUUCUCUCCCAACACCAGAAGAUUCAACAAGGAGUUUGCAUAAAGCUCUGGCUCUGGAGGGGCUGAGGGACUGGUACCUGAGGAACGCUUUUGGCUACCCUUCUGCUGCCCCAAAGGGUCACGAGGCAGGAAUCUCCCGUCUCUCUCACCCAUACCCGCUAGUGCACCAGACCCAGUCCCUUCAAGGUGAACCAGCAAACCUCCAGAGGUCUCAAAUGCCCCAGUCAGCCAGCUUCCAUGGCCACCCGCUGCACGGACGGUCGAUGGAGUUCUCGCUCUAUCAGGAAACUCCAGAUCCACAAAGUCAAGAUGUGACUCCAAAAGAGAGCAACGCAGACCCAGGGACUUUAGUCUGAGGGAGCAGAACACACACACACACACACACACACACACACACGCACGCACACACACACACACACACACACACACACACACACACACACACACACACACACACACACACACACACACACACACACACACACACACGCACACACACACUGUAGCAUCAUAAAACUCGACACAGUUAUAUAAGAUGAUCCGAUGAGACCUCAACAACAAACAAAACGCGGUGACCUCACUUGAAUGAGAUUGAAAUGUAGCUGGAGGGUUAUGCCUGAUUCUGACAGCGUGAACGUUAAAACCAGUGCUCCCAUAUGAAUGUGCACUGGUGAAGCAUCUAAUACCAGUAUGAUCUAUUCUUCAUAUAUCUAUGUAAAUCCUUCUGGUCCAACACCAACAGUAAGAUUCCUCCUAAUAACCUUGAAAAGCCUCCCGACGUAUAAUUUUUUACAGAAUAUAUUCAGCUCUAAAUUACUAUUUUGUAUCUUCUGAUAAAUAGAGAAAAGUUAUAUUAAAAGAGUGAUUUAUUGCUAUUUAAUUGUUAUGAUCUAUUCUCAUUUGACUAGUAUUACAUACCAUUGAAUGUGUGUUUUUAAAGUGAACAAAGCCGUAGCAACGCCUGUCCUCUGUUGUUUUUAUUUAAAUAACGGUUUGAUCAGAUGAAAAUUGGCCAGAGAAUGUAGCUUCACGGUGUGCAGGUCGGAGUGCCUAAAAUCCUUUAUCCUCUAAAUUUGGUGGGAAGUCUUUAAAAUGUGAACCCUUUGUUACAACCUUUAACAUCAUUUUCUAAAACCACUUAAUCGAUGUCAGGAGGUGAUUUUCCCGCUUUUAUCGUUCUGUGUGAACCUGAACAGAACGGCUGAACUCAGAAGGGCCACAGUGAGACCUGCUGUAUGAGUAGCAUGUGAUUGUCUAACAAACUGGAGGGUCUGGCUGUCAUACAGAGCACUUUAGGAACAUCUGAAGCCUUAUUUCCCUUUGAGGUGGUCACCGAGAGAGCUGGCAGGUUUAAACAGGGUUUCUGAUGAGGCAAACUUGAAAAAGGAGAGUUUUUUCAACACCUGCUGAAGGUCUACUGUGUGUAGGUUUGUAUAUAGUAAGGAUUGUACUGACGAGUCUUUGUUCCCAUACUAACAUGUAAUCUUCAAUCUAACCCCAUGCUAGCGUAUUUAACCUAAAUAACCCGUCCCACACCUCCCACCCUGUGUGAGAACUACUGCUAGAACAGAGCAGGAUCGCUGUGGUACUGAAUGAUGGUUUGAGCCGGUCUCAUUCCAGGAAACGUGUUAAAAAAUAAAAGUUAAUGGCAGAUCUUUGCAUUUGUAAUGAUUUUAAUUCAUUUGCGUUGGGUGUUUUUGUUGCAUUAAAGAUACAAAUGAACCUUUUUUUUUCAUCCUAGUGCAUCAUUGACAUCAGCAACAGAUGAGUAACACGUUGUGUGUUGUUUUGGGGUCAUUUGUGUACUUGAACCUUUGUCAUUGUGCAACCUAUCUAAAUGUAAUUCUUUAGGUGAGUCUUAAGUCAUGUUUUUGUACACGGCUACGAAGCGUAGCUCUACGUUUCAUCAUGUCAGCUUCAUUAAAACCUGAAAUCAAAGACCAAACUGCUGUGCACUGGGAGUCAGAAAGGUAUUUUUCAUAUUAUCUACUCUGUAUAUUCAAAAUAAAUAUGAAUUUAGCUCUAAAGAUGUAUUCAAACUAUUAUAUUUAUGAAUCUAAUAUUUUGUAGCCAUCUACUGUAGCUCUUGAUCAUCGGUGCAGGAAUUGCCAAUGUGUCUUUAAACGGUUUUAUUCAGAAGUGUGACGUGUAAAACUUUCAUUUGAAUUUUUUUAUAUUUAAAUUCAGCUGUCUUGUUUCUCUCCUGUGAUCAGACCUGUGAGAUUAGACUCGACAGGUCUGCUAUCUGCUGUAUGUUUGGGAUUUUGCAUUCAUUCUACUAAAUAAAGUGUCAUGUUGAAUCAACAAAUUAGUCAGAAAUUUUGUUUCGGAGGAAGAUUUACUGAAUUUUUUCCAUGUUGUUUAUUCUUAUUUAUGUUGCUAAUGAACUACAACUUGUUAAGCAUUGAUAUAGCAAAUAAAAGUGUAUGCUGCUGGGUCUCCUCUCUUUAGGAUGUGCCUUGAAAACCUCUAAGGAUUAAGGCAUCCCAACCAGACACCUAAGCCACUGCAGCUGACACAUCUGGAGACGAGGGGCUCAGUCCCAAUGAUGGAAUGAUGCUGGAAUUACUCAAACUCUGAGCCCAGCCUCCCAAUGAAGGAAGCUCUUUUCUGUCGCCUGUAUCCCAGAUCUGACUCUGUUUGGUUACUUUAACUUUUCUGAACCAAGACGGAACAUUUUCCCAGACACUCUCUGGACUCUCAUCCCGUUCACUUCACACUCGACAGAAAUCUUCCCUCUCUGAAGCGUUUGGCUUGAAGCCAGCAUAGGUGCGGGGUCCAACCUGUAGCUCCAUGAAACAGUUUCAGUUGGUGAAGAAAAAAUCAGAAAAAUCAGAAAAUGUGAAACAAUGUGAAUUUAUACAAGAACUUAUUUUUUGAGGGUUUACUUGCUGUACCCAUUAAGGGUCUUCAGAAA
Messenger RNA from Nothobranchius furzeri (turquoise killifish), 5535 nucleotides. It is a transcript of the gene ccdc120b, whose product is annotated as coiled-coil domain containing 120b. The record is from RefSeq and is a predicted model, not a curated record. Lineage: Eukaryota; Metazoa; Chordata; Actinopteri; Cyprinodontiformes; Nothobranchiidae.